AUGCACGUCCAUAACCACCCCUAUACAGGCCUCCUGGCCCAUCUAAAAGCCCAUCUCCCACAAUCAGGCCCUCUCCUCCGCCGCAUCCAGCACCAGAUCACUCACCCCUCACCCACAGCCCAAGUCCUCGCUUCGUUCCCUCCAGAGUCGGAGCCAGAGACCAAGGCUGGAAUCGAGACCCCAUGGCUCGCAGCAUACGCAGACAUCCAUAGAGGGCUAGAUACCCAAGUCUGGGUAUUCUCGAGCCUCGAAACAAAGACCAAGGCCAAUACCAAUUUCAACUCCAACUCCGCAUCCGCACCAACAUCAUCAACCUCAGAGCCAACUCAAACUCACCAUGACAACGAAGCACUCUCCAUCCAAGAAAAAGAAACAACAAAAUCCCACCUGCUGUCUCUACUCACACACAUCCGCACCAAGCUCGUCCCGCCCUACAUCGCCUGGCUGGCCUCCCAACCACCCGCCCCAGUCCCAGAGCCAGAGAAAGCAAGGGACGAAGGCGUGAAGAAGAUCCCACCGCACCCAACGACCUCCGUCUUGCUCGGAUCAGUGCACAAGACGGUCGUUGAACUGAUCUGCGAACUUGCAAACGAGACACUGCCUACAAAGCCCAGUGCAAAUCAGAAUCAAAGUCAGAGUUCAAGACCAGGGGUACGCAUCCACCGCGGCCAAAACGUCUUCUACGCCAAGUACUGCUUCCCCUCGUCAUCGUUUGAUGAUCACGAUGACGACGAUGACGACAAAGUCAAUAAUGACCCGGGUCCUGAAAAGGGGAGCUUAGUUGGAAAGGGGUACGUGUAUACGUUCACCGACUCCACUGGCGUCUCAGGGAUCCAGGAGAAGCAUCUUGACCUGGUGAAGCACCGCACUAAUAUUCCGCGCUCGAAGAAGGCGUUGAUGGCUAUGGGUGGUGUGGCGUUGUAUUAUCGGCCUGGCGAUGAUGGCUCACCUGCGUCCUCCCGGCCUGUUGCAGAUGCUACGACUUCUGGUACCGGUGCGGGUGCGGGUGCAGAUGGGGAUGGUGAAGGGGAGAUGCCAAUUGGAUGGGCAUUCCUCGGGUUCGACGGGAGCCUUUGCACGUUGCAUAUUGAGCCGGAGCAUCGCGGCAAGGGCUUGGGAGGGGUUGUUGGGAAGGAGGUUAUGAAGAGCGGGGUGGGUGUUUUUGAACCUUCUGCGCGUCAUCAUCACGACAGUAUCGGUGGAGGGGAAAAGGAAUGGUUCUUUGCGGAUGUCGCUGUGGAUAAUAUUGCUAGUCGACGGGUGAUGGAGAAGAUGGGGGGUGAAAUUGGAUGGUAUGUUGCAUGGAUGGUUGUUGAGGCGGAUAUCCCUUGUUUUUAA
This is a messenger RNA of Aspergillus versicolor CBS 583.65, 1338 nucleotides long. RefSeq lists its product as uncharacterized. The coding region runs from base 1 to 1338 and encodes 445 amino acids. Lineage: Eukaryota; Fungi; Ascomycota; Eurotiomycetes; Eurotiales; Aspergillaceae. The record is from RefSeq and is a predicted model, not a curated record. The transcript has a single exon.